AGCAAUGGCGAGCACCAGUAUAAAAUCUGCAAUCGCUCGUAUCGGAUCCAUCAAGUAUACAGAACUGGAGGACCUGAAAUCAGUGAGCAUAUCCCAGGAGGAACAAGAAGCAGUUAGAGUUGAGCUGGAAAAAGAAAAGGAUAAUUGGCGCCCGGAGGAGCUACCGAAAGAUUUCGAAUCUCGUCUGGAACUGUUUGAAAUCUCUUCUCCAAUAAAAUGCGUUAGAAUUCCAAAACGGGAGCAGCGACACACUCAAAUCAUCAUUGAUGAGUUUAAGAAAAAGAAGAAGAAUUAAAUAUGUCUAUUUCACUUCCUUUGAUCUCGAAUUAAUAAUAAAUCGAUGCAACUGGU
This is a messenger RNA of Caenorhabditis elegans, 351 nucleotides long. RefSeq names its product Reverse transcriptase domain-containing protein (gene F23F1.10). Bases 5 to 295 code for a protein of 96 amino acids. Lineage: Eukaryota; Metazoa; Nematoda; Chromadorea; Rhabditida; Rhabditidae. The record is from RefSeq and is marked reviewed. The transcript has 2 exons.